AUGGAAGUAAAGAAUCAGACUGCAGUGACAGAGUUUCUCUUCCUUGGCAUCACAGAUAACCUCCAUCAGAAGAUUGUUCUCUUCAUCAUCUUUUUCCUUGUUUAUCUUGUCACCCUUGGGGGUAACCUGGGCAUGAUCAUUCUCAUAUGGGUGGACCCCAGGCUGCACACACCUAUGUACUUUUUUCUCAGCCACCUGUCCUUUGUAGAUGUGUGCUCCUCUUCUUCUAUAGCUCCCAGGAUGCUGUGUGACAUGUUUGCAGAGAACAAAGCCAUCUCUUUUAUGGGCUGUGCCGCACAGAUGUGGGUCUUUGGUCUCUUUGUGGCAACUGAGUGUUUCCUCCUGGCUUCCAUGGCAUAUGAUCGAUAUACAGCCAUCUGUAAGCCCUUGCUGUAUACACUCAUUAUGUCCCGGCAUGUAUGUGUGCUUUUGGUUAUUGGACCUUAUGCCAUUGCUAUUAUAAGUACAAUGACCCACACAAUAUUAACCUUUAGCUUACCAUUCUGUGGUCCAUAUAUUAUCAACCACUUUUUCUGUGAUAUUUCUCCAUUGCUGUCUCUAGCAUGUACUGAUACCCAGGUCAAUAAGUUGAUGCUUUUUACCUUGGCUGGAGCAGUAGGUGUAAUCAGUGGUCUGAUCAUCUUGGUCUCCUAUGUCUGUAUCUUCAUGGCCAUCUUGAAAAUUCAGACAGCCAAUGGGGGACAAAAAGCCUUCUCCACUUGUUCCUCUCACUUGGCAACUGUCACUGUCCUGUAUGGGACACUUUUCUUCAUCUAUGUUCGACCUAAUGCCAGUUCCUCCUUGAAUAUUAAUAAAGUAAUCUCCCUAUUUUAUACUGUUGUAAUCCCCAUGUUGAAUCCUCUUAUCUACAGCUUAAGGAACAAAGAGGUAAAAGAUGCCAUCAGUAGAACAUUGAAGAGGAAGCACUUCCUAAUAGGUUCUUAA
Molecule: messenger RNA, 945 nt
Organism: Mesocricetus auratus (golden hamster)
Lineage: Eukaryota; Metazoa; Chordata; Mammalia; Rodentia; Cricetidae
Product: olfactory receptor 5G3-like
Exons: 1
Coding region: 1-945 (314 amino acids)
Biological process (GO): G protein-coupled receptor signaling pathway; sensory perception of smell
Cellular component (GO): membrane
Molecular function (GO): odorant binding; olfactory receptor activity; G protein-coupled receptor activity
Source: RefSeq, a predicted model, not a curated record